AUGUUGAUAGCCACGCAACUAAUAGGAUUAGAUGACUUGUUGCGCAUCCCGGAAGCAAGGACAAUGAGUGAUGAUAAUGUUGAUCGAGAGACGCUUCCAUUUCGGCUUCGGGAUUCCGACAGAGACCCCGUCCCUAUUUCGGAGUCCAGGCAUUCUCCGGAUAUAGGGCCAGGUGUGGAUUUCCUAAAGAAGUCAGCUGUGCCAGUGUUAUCAGAUGGUGAAUCCCCCGCGGGAUCUUCUACAACAAACCGGGCGCACCAUUCUGCCAGCGCCUCUUUGUCGAAUAAGAGGCCUGGAUCUGUUGGGGCUGUACCAAAUAACUUUCUCUCUGAUGAUUUAAGCGAGCAGGGUAUUGAGUUUAUACAUACGACCGCUCCCAAAGGACACCAGCCGGUUUGGUCCGAAGAGCAGAAUGCAUCAACCUGCUCUCUUAACCGUCCGGUGAGCUUAUUUGCUACCGAAAACCGGGCCGGAAAUUCCGGUAUCGUCAGUAAUGGCAAGCAUUCCUCCAGAUUCUCUCCCGACUCAACAGACGACCGAGGGAGUAACGAGGCCGGGCCGUCUCGCCCCUAUCAUCGAAAUAUUCGUUCCAGUCCAACUUCGAAUGGUAGCCCAAAUGCCGACUCAAGCGCCAGAAAAGAGGGGACCUCUUUGCCCAGCAGAAGGUCGCGCGUCUCCUCGGAGAGGUUAAGCUAUGGUCAGGAGUCAGCGCAAGGCCUGAGUAAUGAACAGAAAUCCGCUGGAGAGCUCUCUGCGGUAGCCGGAGGUACAGCAUCACAUGGGAUCUUCCUACAGCCAGAAACUCAUCCUAUAACAGAAGAGCAAUUGAUCAAUGAGGUGCGCGGAAUCUAUGCCGGCCUGCUUAUGGUGGAGAAAAAGUGUAUCCAGAUCGACAAGCAACAAUCCGAAUCGAAGACCGACCUGUCCCACCAGCAGUGGCAGGCUUUGAUUGCCUUACAUCGAACCCUUUUGCAGGAGCACCAUGACUUUUUCAUGGCCUCGCAACAUCCAUCCGCAAGCCACGCCCUGAGGCGCAUAUCGGAGAAAUACGCCAUGCCCGCUCGUAUGUGGCGUUAUGGAAUCCACGCAUUCCUCGAACUAUUGCGUCAUAGACUCCCUGAUUCCUUAGAGCCCAUGCUGACAUUUAUUUAUUUCGCAUACUCCAUGAUGACUCUGCUUUUAGAAACUGUACCGGCGUUCGAAGAGACUUGGAUCGAAUGUCUAGGGGAUCUCUCCCGGUACCGUAUGGCGGUGGAGGAGUCGAAUCUGCAGGACCGUGAAGUCUGGGGUGGGGUUGCGAAGUACUGGUACAACAGAGCCGCGGACAGGAAUCCAGAUGUUGGCCGGAUUCAACAUCAUCUUGCAGUUUUGGCUCGACCCGAUAUUCUCCAACAACUUUUCUACUACACAAAGUCCCUAGUCAGCGUGCGUGCGUUCCCGGGGACCAGAGAGAGCAUCCUCCUCCUAUUCAAUCCACUCAUGAAAGGCCCAAGGGUGAUUCACCAUCACCAGAUCAUAGCCGACUUCGUGACUGCUCACGGCUAUCUGUUUGGUCGGGAUUGCUCAGACCGUUUCGUCCGAUCGGCGGACAAUUUUCUAUCUGGAUUGGACAAUUAUGUCGGCCGAGUGGGGGCAGCAUUUAAAAUACAAGGUGUCUAUAUCACUUCCUCAAAUCUCGCCGCCAUGCUGGAGUACGCCAGCCCUGACGCCCUAUUACCUACUGAAUUCCACCAAGAACCGAUUCCCGAUUCUAGGUCUCCCGAGGAUGUCUACCAACAAGCCUCUAGUCAUUGGGCAUCUGUCAAUGAUCCUCAGAAGGUUGCAUCUGAUUUUCUUGCGCUCAACGACUCCCAGAAGUCUUCCCGGUUGGUCUACUAUGGGUCCUGUCUUACCUUUCAUGCGCUAUCUGUCUUUCUCGACCAAAUUGGCGACAAAAACAUAUUCCCCGCUCUCCACCUCUCCUUGGCAUUUCUUUGGUGUUUAUCGUCCACCCAGACCGGCAUGAGAUGUGCGGAACUUGUAGUUCCUUGGAAGAAGAUUGUCACGUUUCUCAACACGAUGUUCUUACCUUUGUUGGACAUGAGCUUGGUUGAGGGCGACGGGUUUCCCCUCUCCGAUGAAACGAAGUGGCUCCCCGAGGAUUUUUUUAUCCGUGGACAGGUUUGGAGUCAGGCCUAUUAUCCCCAGUCUUUCUUUGAGGGCUCUCCAACUGAAGAUAAUGGGCGAAACAUUGAACUGCCGUCUCUCAAGAUUUCCCGAAUGUACCGAUGUCUUUGGCUAGGAGUUAGACUGGCAAAGUUCAACCGUUGGAUGAUAUAUGAUUCAGCACUGCAAAAGUUUUCAGUGACUGCAUUUGCUCUGGAGCUGGAGAAACUUGCCGAACCAUACAGUCCUUUUCUUUCAACCACGGAGCAGCAAGCUCCCAGCGCAGACGUUGAAAUGCGCGGUUCCUGA
Molecule: messenger RNA, 2454 nt
Organism: Aspergillus tanneri
Lineage: Eukaryota; Fungi; Ascomycota; Eurotiomycetes; Eurotiales; Aspergillaceae
Exons: 3
Coding region: 1-2454 (817 amino acids)
Biological process (GO): nuclear-transcribed mRNA catabolic process, nonsense-mediated decay
Cellular component (GO): telomerase holoenzyme complex
Molecular function (GO): telomeric repeat DNA binding; protein binding; telomerase RNA binding
Source: RefSeq, a predicted model, not a curated record